This is a messenger RNA of Paramecium sonneborni, 2500 nucleotides long. The record is from the annotation of a GenBank genome assembly. Lineage: Eukaryota; Ciliophora; Oligohymenophorea; Peniculida; Parameciidae.
AUGAGUUUUGUAAAUGCUUCUGAAAAUUUAAUAAACAUAAAUUCACCUGAUAAUUCUAGAGCUACUCUUGUAUAGAAAAGACGUAAGAAUAUUGAAACAGAUUGGAAGAGUGCAUUUAUGCUAGAGACAAUACGAAAUAAGGCAGAGAAAAGAGAAGUGUUAGUUAAAUGUAUUAAUAGAAUGAGAUAAUCAACAUAAGUAAAAUUGUUUAGUAAUUAUAGGUGAAGCAAUAUCAUUCAUUGACAGAGAAACAAUUAAAUGUUAUAGAUGAUUUAGGAUCUGGGUAUUCUAAGGGGAUUAUUAAUAAAUAAGUAAAGAAGCAGGAAAAACAAUUUGAAUCAAUUUAUUAUGAAUCAAAGUUUUAGAUGGGCAAACUUAAAGGAGUGGUAUUAAAAUACAUAGAAAAACAUAACAUAAAUUAAGAAUGGUCAAUUAAACCAAGUCAUCCUUUUAUAAUUAUUUGGAAUAUGUUCAAAUUGUUUUUUAUGCUUCAUAUUUUUAUAUUGUUUCCCUUAAUAGAUGCUUUUGGAGUUAAAUUGGAUAACUUGAUAGUCUAGUAAUAUGAAAUUUUUCUGUUUGAAUGGAUAUUUCUAGUAUGUAUAAAAAAUAAAUACUUAGCUAUUCGAUAUCGUAUUAAGAUUUAAUGUACAGAUAUAUAAGAAUGGUUAAUUGAUGAAAAAUCAUUAAUAUUUAGCAUUAUAAUAUUUAAAGAGUGGAUUCUUUUUGGAUGCCUUGGGUAUUGUUGGAUUUUCAUUGUUUCUAUUUCAGGAUAUAUUAUACAUAAAAUACAUUUAUUUUUUCAAGAUAUCUGAAAUAAAGAAGUUCAUUAAAUUUUUGAGAUAUGAAUUAGAUCCAUAGAAUAAAUACAAAAACCAUAUAAAAUUAAUAACAUUAUUUGUUAUAAUUUUUUUAUUGGCUCAUAUAAUUGUAUUUAUUUAUAUAUAUAAAUAUAUAGGCAUGUUUAUGGAUAGUUGCUGGUCAUAAAGAACCUAGUUGGUUAAGUAUUAAUUAAUUAUAGGAUAAUGAAUGGUAUAUUUAAUAUUUAUGGGCAUUUUAUUUUGCAAUAUUGACAAUGACAACAGUAGGUUAUGGAGAUAUUGUACCAGUAAAUGAGAUUGAAUUAAUGGCUUGUAUAAUGAUUGUAUUGUUAUCAAGUGCUAUAUUUGCUUACACACUUAAUACAAUUACAACUGUACUCAAAGAUAUUGAUUAAAAUAAAAGUUAAUUUAAUCAAGAAGCAAGGAUUAUUCAAAAUUAUUUAGUUAAAAAAGGUUGUGAUACAGAUUUGCAAAGGAGAGUUCAAUAAUAUUUGAAAUCUCUUUGGAAAUGGGGUUUAGGAGAAUAGAAAUAAAAUGAAGAUAAGAUAUUCUCUAAAUUAAGUAUACAAUUGCAAUAGGAAAUCAAUUUAUAAGAUAAAGGAUAAAUGUUACUCAAAGUGCCUUUCUUAGUAAAUAAUUUUAAUAUUGAAUGUAUAAAAGAAUUAAUGUAAUACAUACAAGAGGUAUAUUACUAACCUGGUGAAUUCAUUAAUUUAUAGGAUGGAGUUUAUAUAUUAUAUAAAGGAUAAGCAGAAGUAUGUUGGGGAUCAAAAGCAUAUCCUAAACAUAUUUGCAAUAUAUUUUAAGGCGAUCAUUAUGGAUUACUCAAUUUAUUUAAUGUGAAUUAACCUAAAUAUUAUCUCAAAAGUUCAGAUUUCUCUAUUUUCUAUUUUAUACCUACUUAAAUAUUUAAAUAAGUCUUAAAAAAUAAUGAUAAAGAAGUUUUUUGUAUGAUUCAUGAUUAAGUCAUCUUUGAAAAUUAUUCAAAUCUCUAUCUCUUUUGUCCAUUAUGCAGACGUGAAGGUCAUCAUAUUUGUUAAGAUAUUAUAUAUAAACCUAAUAGAGCUAUUGCUAUUGCUAAAUCAAAUAAAUAUUCUAUUUAAAACAGAUAAAAAUUUAAACGCUUAUACGUUAAACAAUAAAUUUUAAGAAAUUUUAAAGAAAUAUAAAUAGAAACUUGUUAAUUUAUUAAUGAUAAACGAGAGAUCAUGAAAAUUAAAUAUAAAUCCAUAUUAGAUUCUGAUGAUUAAGAUGAUGAUCCUGAAAGUUUGGAAUUAUAAUCCAAUUCUUAAUCUUGGUAAUUUGAUUCUGUAUAAAUGGAUGAAUAAAAAUUAUCUAAUCCUCUUGAUGAAAAUCAAUUCAAACCUAAAAUCACUCAAUAAAAAAGAUAAAUUCCUAAUAAAAGAUAAACCAUUAUUGGAUAUUCAAGAAAGCAUACAUCUGAUUUGAUUUAAAUUAAUUUAUAAUAAAUUCAAGAAGUAGAUAAUCCUCAAUAAAAUAUUAAUUAGAAUAAUAUUGAAAAUUGUACUCCUAAAUCAAAAGAAAAAUUCUAAAAUAUUGAUGUCAUGUAAACCUUUACUAAAUAUUUCAAAUAAUAUAAUCAUGAAAACAUUAUCAGAAAACUUAAUUAAAAAAGAAAAACUGUAAAGAAAAAGAUGAAAAGAUUGUCUAGAUUCUCAUGA